AUGACAUAUAACCCACAAUCACGAAACACCAUUAUGUCAAAAAUCCAGCAGCUGUACGGCACUGAAAAACAAAACAAAAGGAGAUGUACUGGUGGGAGCAGAACAUAUCGCGCUGACGGGAUCACUGGACUUCAGUUAGCAAUCAAAAUUACCUUGGUGUUACGGCACACAUCUUCGACUGUGAAUGGAAACUCCACGAUGCUAAAAACGGAGACCAGGCAUUACGCCGAUGCCUGCGCCCAGCAGUUUUUGUCUGUGCAUGGGGAGUUCAACCAAACAUCACCACAGUCGGCACAGCUUCCAUACGAGCACAUGGCUUGUGUUGCUCACAUGUUACUGUGGAGGUUCCUCCACAAUUAA
This is a messenger RNA of Menidia menidia (Atlantic silverside), 360 nucleotides long. The record is from the annotation of a GenBank genome assembly. NCBI's taxonomy places the organism in Eukaryota, Metazoa, Chordata, Actinopteri, Atheriniformes, Atherinopsidae.